Phlebotomus argentipes is the source of this 1507-nucleotide messenger RNA. RefSeq names its product histone acetyltransferase type B catalytic subunit (gene Hat1). Gene Ontology annotation, biological process: subtelomeric heterochromatin formation. The transcript has 3 exons. The record is from RefSeq and is a predicted model, not a curated record. Gene Ontology annotation, molecular function: histone binding; histone H4 acetyltransferase activity. The coding region runs from base 234 to 1448 and encodes 404 amino acids. Lineage: Eukaryota; Metazoa; Arthropoda; Insecta; Diptera; Psychodidae. Gene Ontology annotation, cellular component: nucleus.
AUAUUUCUUGCAGUGGCGUGCAGUGUGAUUUCCUCAACAUUUCAUGUGGUGUCUUUCCUGUUAAUUUCCUGGUCAGUUUCCUCAGCGAAUCCCAAAAGAGGAUAGCAUCUGGACAGUAGAAUCUCGUGAGAUUAGAAAACUGCUGAAAUCCAUCGAGGAAGUUGUGCGCCAAGGACAGAAUUGUAGUGAAAGUUUUCCCGCCUUUAUGCAGCUUCUGUUCUGACCAGGAGAAGAUGUUUGAUCUGGAAAAGGAGUUGCCCAACUACGUUGCAGAGGCCACGGAGGCACUGGAAUUCAAGCUAGUGAGAGAUCCGACAGACUUGGAGGAUGACAGCGUCUCCUUCCAUCCUGUCAUGGCGCACCAGAUUUUCGGGGAGAACGAGAAGAUUUUCGGCUACAAGGAUCUCAAGGUGAAGCUAUACUACACAGCCGGACCACUGAACAUCUUCCUCAGCAUCGACUACAGCCACAAGUUGUCGUUUGAGGAGCACAACAUCACUCCUGACGAUAUAACCUCGCUGAUCUCUGAGAAACUCCCGGCCGGAUGUUACUACACGAAUAUCGACGAGUUCUGCAAUGUGGUGAGGAAGGCGGACUCCUUCCAGCCAUUUGGCGAGAAGAUUGUCCAGUUCGACGUGAAGAGUGACUCCGGAAGUGAGCGGCGCUUUGAGAUCUACUUCUGCGACAACAGCACUCCCAAGUUCUUCCCCUAUCACGCCCGCUUUGAGACAUUCAUCAUGUGGUACAUUGACGCUGCCAGCUACAUCGAGCAGGAUGACCAUCGAUGGCUGUUCUUCUUCUGCUUCGAGAAGUUCACGAACAAGGACGGCAAGUCUUGCUAUGCCUCCGCCGGAUACGGCACAGUCUACCAGUACUACGCCUAUCCUGAGCACGUGCGCCCCAGGAUCAGCCAGCUAAUCGUUCUGCCGCCGUUCCAAAAGUUGGGCAUCGGCUCUCGCCUCAUCCGCACGAUUUACGACCACUUUGAGUCCAACAAGAGCGUGAUUGACAUCACCGUUGAAGAUCCGUCUGAGGACUUUCAGAGCAUCCGAAACUAUAUUGACGCGAAGCUGUGCAUGGCGCUGCCGGCGUUCCAACGCGAAAAGCUACUGGUGGGCUUUUCCAAGGAAAUGGUGGCAGAGGCGAAGGCGAAGGCCAAGAUCAACUCUCUGCAGUGUCGCCGCAUCUACGAAAUCUUACGUCUCUACCACACCAAUGUCCACAACGAGCAGGAGUACCGCUCGUAUCGGCUGGACGUGAAGAAGCGCCUCAAUAUGAUGUACAUUCUGCACAAGAAGAACAUAGAGAAGGCGGAGAAACGCGGCGUGGACGUGACGGCCGCCAAGCUGGGCAUGACGCCCAUCACUGAGAGACUGGAGCAGCUUCACGAGGAAUACAAUCUGCUGGAGCACGAGUAUCAGCGCGUCAUCAAGAAGCUGAAGGAGUGAAAUUGAAGAGGUUUGCGCUCUUUUUUGUCUGAAUAAAGAUUGUUUAAUUUCAUCCCAAA